AUGAACGUCGGCGGUGAGGAGCUCCAACCGUUUUAUGACGAUGCCAGGAUUCAACUGGGCAAAGCUCUCGCUGUCGGGUGGAAAAUUAAACCAACAAAACACGUGUCUUUCCCGGCAGAUGCAAAAAUUGUCUCUGGAUCUAUUGAGCCCUGCAAUCCAUGGGGAGCCGUGAGACCUACUGUGGAGGAGAUCAUUGCAUCCUACAAAUUAAGCUGUAAGAAGCUGGGUGUGAAGCCCAUUGACAAACUGUUGAAGCAACUGCAGGAAAUCACGGAGGUGCACCAUAGGAUUAAGUGUUUAGACCUGCAAGGUGAGGUAUUGGACUAUGAGAGCUGUGAGUCUCUCGAAUCAGUCUUCCGAUCCGUCCGGUUUGAAUGGGUCAACUUGGAGCGAGCAAAGCUGGAUGAAAAUGGAGCAGCUGCCUUGUUUGACAUAAUGGAGUACUAUGAAUCAGCUGUACGUCUCAGUAUCUCCUUCAGCGCCCACAUUGGCAGUAGGGGCUGGAUGGCGGCAGCUCAACUCAUCAGAAAGAGCAGCUGCUUGAGAGAGUUUGAGGCAUGUGGGGUGGCAUUGACGGAGCACCCUUGCCGGUACAUGACAAAGGCCCUUCGCUUCAGCCAGAGUCUGGUGGGUCUGCGUUUGGAGGAUGCUGGACUGAGUGGUCUCCCUCUGAUGUUACUGGUCUCUGCUCUGAAAGUGAACCGGACCCUGCAAGAGCUCCAUCUGGCAGACAAUCAGCUGAACAGUCUCCAAGAUGCUAUGCAACUGGGAGAGUUGCUGAAGUGCAACAGCACCAUCAGAUUGCUGGACCUUAAGAACAACUGUAUCUCCAACGCAGGCCUGGAAGACAUCUGUGGGGGUCUCAGAGAGCAAAGGCACGGGCUGAGGACACUUGUGCUUUGGAACAACAAACUGACACGUAAAGGGAUGGCUCACCUCGCAGCCACCCUGCCUCACUUAACUGCUCUGGAGACUCUGAACCUCGGACAUAAUUACCUAAACAAUGAAGGAAUCUUCAGGCUCAAAGAAGCCUUGAUCGCAAACCGAUCGAUUGUACGUCUGGGACUGGCAUCCACCUCGAUAACUUGUGAAGGUGCCAUAGCAGCGGCUGAGUUUGUAGCCGAGAGCACUGCGCUUCUCAGGCUCGAUCUCCGCAGGAACAGGAUUGGGACGGCAGGUCUCAUGGCCCUCUCACUUGCCCUGAAAAUCAAUGACUCGCUGGUCAGGCUUGACCUGGAGACUGAGAUAAAGAGAGAGACAUUGCCAGGCAACCUAAACUCCCAACAAUUAGAUUCCCAGUUCUCCCUGAAGACUGCCGGGAUAUUACCAGCAGUUAAGCAUCAAGCUGACCCAAUAAAGACUGCCCCAGAAUCCUGUGCUGUGCGCUGGUCUCUGGGAGUUAGUACCGACCGUAUGCAGUUUGUUCUUGGCUUUGUUCCCCUGCGCUCAGGGGCUGUACCUCGCAAGCCUCCACUCUUGUUCUCGUACUCUCUUUGA
Molecule: messenger RNA, 1497 nt
Organism: Callorhinchus milii (elephant shark)
Lineage: Eukaryota; Metazoa; Chordata; Chondrichthyes; Chimaeriformes; Callorhinchidae
Product: protein phosphatase 1 regulatory subunit 37
Exons: 12
Coding region: 1-1497 (498 amino acids)
Molecular function (GO): protein binding
Source: RefSeq, a predicted model, not a curated record